GCCUGGGGUUCUGUGUACAUGUGUGAGGUGUGUACCAGCUAAGUGCAGACAUGCAUGUAUCUGUUGGUGUUAUAUCAGCUUUAUGACUGCACAGGGGGAAUGUGUGAAGUGGCAUGAGCAUGUUUAGGUGUUUAAGAAUGUGUACCUGUGUAUCUUUCAUUGUGCAGGUACCGGCCCAGGCCCUGACUCCCUGAAGAGAGAUGAGGAAACCGAGAUUCAGAGAGGUUCAGACACUUGCUGGAGGUCACACAGCUAGUCUCACAUCCCCCUCUUCCUGCCUCUCCCCUGCACCAUGGCUCUGGGCCCCUUCUCCUCCGGGUUCCUGUCACCACCACCUGCUGCUUUGCCCUUUCUGUUGCUGCUCUGGGCGGGGGCAUCUCGUGGCCAACCCUGUCCCGGUCGCUGCAUCUGUCAGAACGUGGCACCAACACUAACUAUGUUGUGUGCCAAGACCGGCCUGCUCUUUGUGCCUCCUGCAAUCGACCGGCGGGUUGUAGAGCUGCGUCUCACAGACAAUUUCAUUGCUGCUGUGCGCCGCAGAGACUUUGCCAACAUGACCAGCCUGGUGCAUCUCACCCUGUCCCGCAACACCAUCGGCCAGGUGGCGCCGGGAGCCUUUGCUGACCUCCGUGCGCUCAGGGCCUUGCACCUCGACAGCAACCGGCUGGCAGAGGUGCGCGGGGACCAGCUUCGUGGCUUGGGGAACCUCCGCCACCUGAUCCUCGCCAACAAUCAGAUCCGCAAGGUGGAGUCUGCAGCCUUUGAUGCAUUCUUAUCCACCGUAGAAGACCUGGAUCUGUCCUAUAACAACCUGGAGGCUCUGCCGUGGGAGGCGGUAGGUCAGAUGGUGAACUUGAAUACCCUCACACUGGACCACAACCUCAUUGAUCAUAUCGCGGAGGGCACCUUUGUGCAACUGCACAAACUUGUGCGUCUGGACAUGACCUCCAACCGUCUGCAUAAACUCCCGCCGGACGGGCUCUUCUUGAGAUCCCAGGGCGGUGGACCCAAGCCACCCACACCUCUGACGGUCAGCUUCGGUGGCAACCCCCUGCACUGCAACUGUGAACUCCUCUGGCUUCGGCGCCUGACCAGGGAGGAUGAUCUGGAGACGUGCGCCACUCCGGAGCAUCUCACUGACCGCUACUUUUGGUCCAUCCCAGAGGAGGAGUUUCUUUGUGAGCCCCCGCUGAUCACACGGCAGGCAGGAGGCAAGGCACUGGUGGUGGAAGGCCAGGCGGUCAGUCUGCGCUGCCGGGCAGUGGGAGAUCCUGAGCCCGUGGUGCACUGGGUGGCACCUGAUGGGCGGCUGCUGGGGAACUCCAGCCGGACCCGAGUCCGUGGGGACGGGACGCUGGAUGUAACUAUCACCACUUUGAGGGAUAGUGGCACCUUCACUUGCAUCGCCUCCAAUGCAGCAGGGGAAGCCACUGCACCCGUGGAGGUAUGUGUGGUACCUCUGCCACUGAUGGCGCCACCCCCUGCUGCUCCUCCACCUCUUACUGAGCCGGGCUCAUCUGACAUUGCUACACCUGGCCGACCAGGUACCAAUGACUCAGCUGCCGAGCGCAGGUUGGUGGCAGCAGAGCUCACAUCCAGUUCUGUGCUCAUCCGCUGGCCAGCCCAGAGGCCGGUGCCUGGCAUCCGCAUGUACCAAGUCCAGUACAACAGCUCUGCUGAUGACUCUCUGGUCUACAGGAUGAUCCCUUCCACCAGCCAGACCUUCCUGGUGAAUGAUCUGGCUGCGGGCCGCGCCUACGACCUGUGUGUGCUGGCAGUCUACGACGACGGGGCCACCGCGCUGCCGGCCACCAGAGUGGUGGGCUGCGUGCAGUUCACGACGGCUGGGGACCCUGCACCUUGCCGCCCUCUGAGGGCCCAUUUCUUGGGCGGCACCAUGAUCAUCGCCAUCGGGGGCGUCAUUGUCGCCUCGGUCCUCGUCUUCAUCGUUCUGCUCAUGAUUCGCUACAAGGUGUAUGGCGAUGGGGACAGCCGCCGCGUCAAGGGCACCUCCAGGUCGCCCCCUCGGGUCAGCCACGUGUGCUCGCAGACCAAUGGCGCAGGCGCGCAGCAGGCGUCGGCCCCACCGGCGCCGGACUGCUACGAGGCGCUGCGCGAGGUGGCUGUCCCCGCCGCUGUCGCCGUGGAGGCGAAGGCCACCGCAGCCGAGGCAACCUCCGCCGUACAAGAGGUGGCUCUGGGACGCUCUCUGGGCGGCUCGGCCACCUCGCUGUGUCUGCUGCCUUCCGAGGAAACUUGUGGGGAGGAGCCUCGGUCUGGGACGGGUCCUCGGAGGAGCCGUUCAGGGGCCUUGGGGCCACCAGCUUCAGCGCCCCCAACUCUAGCUCUGGUUCCUGGGGGAGCCCCGGCUCGGCCGAGGCCACAGCAACGCUAUUCCUUCGACGGGGACUACGGGGCACUGUUCCAGAGUCACAGUUACCCGCGCCGCGCCCGGCGGACAAAGCGCCACCGCUCCACGCCGCACCUGGACGGGGCCGGAGUGGGCGCGGCCGGGGAGGAUGGAGACCUGGGGCUGAGCUCCGCCAGGGCGCGCCUGGCCUUCACCAGUACCGAGUGGAUGCUGGAGAGUACCGUGUGAGCCGGCAGGCGCGCACCGGGACGCCUGGAGGCCGUGGACCACCGCCCAGCGAGGGCGGGGCGUGGGGAAAGAAGGAUGCUUCGCACGGCUGGAGAGAACAGAGCCGCGAGGGGCGGAGCUAGCCGCGGCUCGAGGCCACGCCCC
This is a messenger RNA of Nannospalax galili (Upper Galilee mountains blind mole rat), 2743 nucleotides long. It is a transcript of the gene Lrfn1, whose product is annotated as leucine rich repeat and fibronectin type III domain containing 1. Gene Ontology annotation, molecular function: protein binding. NCBI's taxonomy places the organism in Eukaryota, Metazoa, Chordata, Mammalia, Rodentia, Spalacidae. The transcript has 5 exons. The coding region runs from base 293 to 2599 and encodes 768 amino acids. The record is from RefSeq and is a predicted model, not a curated record.